CAGUCUCUCAUGUAGAACUCCUCUCUCUUCUAAUGUUGCCUCAUCUCCCUCUCCCUCCAUCUCUAACGGCUCUCGCUGAGAUGAGUCAUUUCUUUAAUUACUUCCUUUGUUUUUUACUCUGCCCGUAGUCCGAUACUGCUUCUGUUUGCUCUCUGCACCGAAAUUCCAUGGGAUUCAGUGCGGCACACCCUUGCCGAUUAGCGUGAAAGUGACAUCUCAUUUACUCCCUUGUUAUCAGCCCUUUCUCUUAAUCUUGACAAUCCCCAUUCCUCAGUCCUUUCCUUCCACAGCUUUCCCAGAAGAGAAAACUGAGACUCCAAAGAGCCUGAGAUCAUGGACGACGGCUUCUCUGAUAUUUUUGAAGAUAAAGACUUGGACUUGUCUGGAGACGAUCUGCUUGCUAUUUUGGACUCCUUAGAGGACUUCACCAAUUUUCCUCCCGCCGACAAAUCCCUUGCCGCCGUUACCUCGAAACAGAACAAAGAAACCACAAGCACUCUUGAACCCGAUGACGACUCACUAACUCAGCUUCAAGCUUCAACCAAAACCAAGAGACAGAAGCUUUCGGAGUCAUCAUCUGAAGAACCUAAGAUAUCUCAUAUCACUGUGGAGCGAAACCGAAGAAAGCAAAUGAACGAGCACUUGUCCGUCCUGAGGUCCCUCAUGCCCUGUUUCUAUGUCAAACGAGGUGAUCAAGCAUCAAUAAUAGGAGGAGUGGUAGAGUACAUCAACGAGUUGCAGCAGCUUCUGCAAUCCCUGGAGGCCAAGAAACAGAGAAAAGCGUACAACGAAGUUCUGAGCCCUAGGCUCGUGUCAAGCCCAAGGCUUUCUCCGAGAGUGAUUGCACCGGUGAGCCCUAGGCUAAACCUACCCAUUAGCCCGGGCACGCCACAGUCAGGUAGCCCCUACAAGCCCCAACCCAGACUCUCCAACUCUCUCGAACCGUCUCCCACAUCUUCUGCUUCUUCCUCCUUCAAAGACAAUCUCAACGAGCUCGUCGCCAACUCUAAGCUCGUCGCCAACUCCCCCAUCGCCGACGUCGAGGUUAAGUUCUCGGGGCCCCACGUCCUCUUAAAAACCUUGUCCCCUCCGAUCCCAGGUCAAGCUUUAAAAAUCAUCUCCGCUCUUGAAGAUCUGGCCCUCGAAAUCCUUCAGAUCAGCAUCACUUCUGCUGAUGAAAGCGUGCUUAACUCUUUCACCAUCAAGAUUGGAGUCGAAUGUCAACUCAGCGCCGAGGAUCUGGCUCAACAAGUCCAGCACACUUUCUCGCCACAUAUAUUACCAUAACUGGGCUUUUUCUCGUGACUUCUUAAGGGAAGUAAGGUAACACACAACUAGAUACAAACUCGUUAAAUAUUACUAAAUAAAUUUUAAAAAUAAUGUGAAAAUAUCUUUUUUCAGGUAUUUAAAAUUUAUUUAAUAUUGUUUAAGGAGUUUGUGUUUAAUAUUAUACAUUAUAGUCACAUCCUCUCGUUGGAUCAAAUGUAGUGCAUAUAUACAAGAGAGCUGCGCACAACCUCUAGCAUUUCUCUUAAUUGUCUCUUGAAAUUGGUCAAGAGGUGUGUUAGAUAUAGUUCCUGUAGUUGACUGCUGUCAAGUUUGAAAUUUAGUUUGUGAAUUUGAUUUUGAUUUCAUUUCCACAAGAGAUGGAAGCAUAUUCUAUUCAUUUUA
This is a messenger RNA of Prosopis cineraria, 1671 nucleotides long. RefSeq names its product transcription factor SPEECHLESS-like. Gene Ontology annotation, biological process: guard cell differentiation; positive regulation of DNA-templated transcription; stomatal complex development. The transcript has 3 exons. The record is from RefSeq and is a predicted model, not a curated record. Gene Ontology annotation, cellular component: nucleus. The coding region runs from base 334 to 1287 and encodes 317 amino acids. NCBI's taxonomy places the organism in Eukaryota, Viridiplantae, Streptophyta, Magnoliopsida, Fabales, Fabaceae. Gene Ontology annotation, molecular function: protein dimerization activity; DNA-binding transcription factor activity.